AUGUAUGUUCUGGUUGCCACAUUUGGUCUAGAAGCUGUGCAGAAAUUGUUCGUAAAGAUGCUUAGAAGUGUGUUUCGAGCACCAAUGUCUUUCUUUGACUCUACUCCAGCUGGACAUAUACUGAAUCAUGUGUCUAUUGAUCAAAGUGUUGUGGAUCUUGACAUUCCUUUUAGACUUGGUGGGUUUGCUUCGACGACUAUACUGCUUCUUGGUAUUGUUGGUGUAAUGACAAAAGUUACCUGGCAAGUUUUACUCCUUGUCAUUCCAAUGGCCAUUGCUUGCUUGUGGAUGCAGAAAUAUUACAUGGCUUCAUCAAGGGAACUGGUUUGUAUUGUUAGCAUCCAGAAAUCUCCAGUUAUCCAUCUCUUUGGUGAAUCAAUUGCUGGGGCCACCACAAUUAGAGGAUUUGGACAGGAGAAGAGGUUCAUGAAGAGGAAUCUUUAUCUUCUCGAUUGCUUUGGUUGCCCCUUCUUCUAUAGUCUUGCUGCUAUUGAAUGGCUCUGCCUGCACAUGGAGUUACUCUCAACCUUUGUGUUUGCCUUUUGCAUGAUUUUGCUAGUGAGCUUCCCACAUGGAAGUAUUGACCCAAUGGCUGCUGGUUCUUUACAGGCAUGGCAGGCCUUGCUAAAGAUUCACCAAUACAGCCAAAUCCCAGGAGAAGCUCCACCGAUCAUUGAGAACUCUCACCCUCCAUCCUCGUGGCCAGAGAAUGGAACAAUUGAACUGAUUGAUCUAAAGGUCCGCUACAAGGAAAGUCUUCCUGUUGUGCUUCAUAGUGUAACCAGCAAAUUUCCUGGUGGUAAUAAAAUUGGAAUUGUUGGGCGUACUGGAAGUGGUAAAUCGACUUUGAUCCAGGCGCUGUUCCGAUUGAUUGAACCAGCAGGUGGGAAGAUCAUAAUUGACAACAUUGAUAUUUCAACAAUUGGCCUUCAUGACAUUCGUAGCCGUCUGUGUAUAAUACCUCAAGAUCCUACCUUGUUUGAAGGGACAAUUAGAGGCAAUCUUGAUCCCCUUGAAGAGCACUCAGACCAGGAAAUUUGGCAGGCACUUGAUAAGUCUCAGCUUGGGGAUGUAAUCCGCCAAAAAGAGCAAAAGCUUGAUGCGCCAGUGCUCGAGAAUGGAGAUAAUUGGAGUGUUGGGCAAAGGCAACUGGUUUCCCUGGGCCAGGCUUUGCUUAAACAGGCAAGAAUUUUGGUGCUUGAUGAAGCAACUGCUUCAGUUGAUACAGCCACAGAUAAUCUUAUCCAGAAGAUUAUCCGAACUGAAUUCCAGAACUGCACUGUAUGCACUAUUGCGCAUCGGAUCCCAACCGUUAUCGAUAGCGAUCUUGUUCUGGUCCUCAGUGAUGGUCGAGUUGCAGAGUUUGAUACGCCAGCACGACUAUUAGAGGACAACUCAUCCAUGUUCCUGAAGUUGGUCACCGAGUACUCAUCCAGGUCAAGUGGCAUUCCAGAUUUUUGAAUUAGAUGGUGUGCCUCAAAACCUUGCAGUUAUAAAAGCAACAAGAACAUACAACUACUCUAAGAAUACUGCUCUUCUUGUGGUGGCAGCAGCGGCAGCGGCAGCUUCAGCUUCUGGAAAAGAGAUGGGAGACUAAAAGGGAACCACAGGCCAAGAAGAGGAAAACAAUUUGGUUUAAGUGUUGAAGAGAUAAUUAUUAGCCACUUUUAAAGCAGGACUGGAGGAUUCAUGCAUGGUUGGCAUAUGCCUUCAUAGAGAAAAUAAGUGAGGGUUGGGAGAGGUUGAUAAUAAUUAGGUGAA
This is a messenger RNA of Vitis riparia (riverbank grape), 1761 nucleotides long. Its product is annotated as ABC transporter C family member 5-like. The record is from RefSeq and is a predicted model, not a curated record. The coding region runs from base 1 to 1461 and encodes 486 amino acids. Gene Ontology annotation, molecular function: ATP hydrolysis activity; ABC-type transporter activity; ATP binding. Gene Ontology annotation, cellular component: vacuolar membrane; plant-type vacuole. NCBI's taxonomy places the organism in Eukaryota, Viridiplantae, Streptophyta, Magnoliopsida, Vitales, Vitaceae. The transcript is spliced from 9 exons. Gene Ontology annotation, biological process: transmembrane transport.